AUGGCCGACAAGAGCCUUUUAGCGGAAGUGAUGAGCACAGAGGUAACAAGUGAAAAGACGAUAAAAAACAAAAAACGGGUGAAAAAGCUUCUCAGCGGAAAGACCGAAAAAGAUGAGAAAAAACCCAAAACAAAGGAACAAAAGGAAGAUGAAAAAAAGGAAAAAAAAGAGAGUGAUAAGAUUGAACAGAAACGGAACGAAAGCACAGAUAAGGGUCUGAAAAAAGAGGAAAAACCAAACGAAAAAAAAGGAAAUACCACAGAGAAGAUUCAAGAAGACGGCGAGGAACAGAUCGAAUCGAAAAAAACAAUGAAUCCAUCGAAAGAAAGUAAGGUGGAAGAAGAGGAAUUACUCGUCGAGAAUAAAAGUCAAAAGAAGAUAAAAGAGAACAUAGAAGAGAAGAAAGAGGACGUUCUUUCUAAAAAGCAGAGAAUGAGAAGACUAAAAAAGGAUAGUUCUGAUGACGAAGAAAAUGAAGAGAUGGAAAAGGACGAAAAAAAACCACGGAAGUCAGACACGGCAAAACAAAGAUUGGUGUUAUCGGGUUUCGAGAAAAUAACAAGAAUCAAGAAGGACCUCUCAAAGAUAUUCAGCGUACGAAAUGUAAUCGAAGAGGCAGAUGUUCUAGUUGUCGACGCGGCGAAAAGAACUGAAAAGGUUCUAGAUGCACUUGUUAGAGGAAUUCCAGUGGUUAGCCACGAUUUUUUGUCGGAGUCAAUUAAGAACGGAGAACCCGCGAAAAUUGACAAGUUUUUAUUGAAGAGUGCAUUUAAAGGGUUGACAAAGAGCAAGAAAGAACGGAAAAACUUGUUAUCGGGAAUGAACAUUUUUGUGGGGGGAAAACCCAAAAUCUCGACAGAAGUUCUUCAAAGAUGGAUAUUAGAGCUUGGUGCUUCCAUUAAAAAGACAUACAAAGAUGCGGACACGAUCGUUUGGGGAGACAGAAAGAAGUUCAAUUUGAGGACUAAAGAGGGACAAAAAGUCGUCGAAGAGACGUGGUUGUAUGAUACAAUUGAGAAGAUGGAAAAGCAAAAUUUUUUCAUUUACUUGAUCAACGACCCCGAGCUUGGGAGUGAAGAGGAGAAAGAAAGGAAGGUUGAAGCAAUGCUGAACAAUGAUGGAGAAGAACAAGAAGGAGACAAGAAGUUGGAAGAGGAGGGAAAAGAUAAAAGUGAAUAA
Messenger RNA from Entamoeba invadens IP1, 1179 nucleotides. Its product is annotated as glutamic acid-rich protein precursor, putative. The coding region runs from base 1 to 1179 and encodes 392 amino acids. Lineage: Eukaryota; Evosea; Mastigamoebida; Endamoebidae. The record is from RefSeq and is a predicted model, not a curated record. The transcript has a single exon.